This is a messenger RNA of Drosophila serrata, 3037 nucleotides long. RefSeq names its product neutral ceramidase (gene CDase). Gene Ontology annotation, cellular component: extracellular region. Gene Ontology annotation, molecular function: N-acylsphingosine amidohydrolase activity. Gene Ontology annotation, biological process: long-chain fatty acid biosynthetic process; ceramide catabolic process; sphingosine biosynthetic process. Lineage: Eukaryota; Metazoa; Arthropoda; Insecta; Diptera; Drosophilidae. The record is from RefSeq and is a predicted model, not a curated record.
GCGCAGAGCAGGCGACAGUUUCACGGAUCUCGAUCUCGGUACUCUGCGGUUCGGUUAUAAACAUUGAGAUAGUUUCGUUUUUCGGGUAGGGGGAAUAACUAAAUACAGUGUCGGUCGCGUUCGUGGAAAGAUAAGUAAAGUGGAUAAAAAAGAGGAAAACAACAAAUAACUAUAGAGGGGAACCAGCGUGUUUUGAAAUCGGUUUUUGGCAUCGACAAGUGCCGAAACUGCAACUGCAAAUGCUGUACACGGAUAAUCGCCCCCAUUUGGCACUAAUUAAAAGGCCAGCGAGCGUGUGAUAAGCUCACUGUAAUUAUAACAAUAAUUAUAACGAUAAUUGGCAGCCGGGCCAAGUUUAAACUGGCCAUUUCAAUGCCUAAUGCGCUCUGAAGUGGAUUCGAGUUGAGUCGGGUCGGAUCCAGAAGGAGAUUGUUGCAUAACCCAAAAAUAUAAAAACCCAAAAAUAAAACGAGUCCGAGCAUCCCUAGCACAGUGCAGGCAACCUCCGUGGAAUGUAUAUAAUAUAAAUCCCAUCUAAUAUAUGCGGUAUAAAGUGCGAAAAGUGUAUGUAUAAAAGGCUCAUCAACCGAAAUCUUCUGUAAUUCGCUCAAUUGGCGCGUUCUGUUGUCCGGCGAUCAGUGUUUGGCGGCCUGUAUCCAAGAGAUACUUUUGCUCUGGAUAUCCAGUUUCAUCUGUAUCCCAUCGUCUAUGCUGCGGCGUAUCCAAAUUUAAGUGUUUUACCACCAAGAUGGCCUUUAACAAGAUCGCCUUCUUGGCCAUUGUGGCCCUGACCUCGUUCUGUGGCUUGGCCACUGCCUCUUACAGAGUUGGCGUGGGACGAGCGGACAUCACUGGACCUCCAGUGGAAAUCAAUUUUAUGGGUUAUGCUAAUAUCAAGCAGGUGGGUCGUGGCAUCCACACCCGUGUCUUUGCCCGUGCCUUCGUGGUGGAGGAUGAGAAUGGCAACCGGGUGGCUUUUGUGAGUGCCGAUGCCGGAAUGAUGGGCUAUGGAUUGAAGAGGGAGGUAGUGAAACGUCUGCAGGCGCGAUAUGGAAACAUUUACCACACGGACAAUGUGGCCAUCAGUGGCACACAUACCCAUGGAGCACCUGGAGGCUUCCUGAUGCACCUGCUUUACGAUAUCUCUAUUCUGGGAUUUGUGCCGCAGACCUUUGAGGUGAUGGCUCAGGGAAUAUAUUUGUGCAUCAAACGUGCCACGGACAACCUGGUGGAUGGCAAAAUCUUCCUAUCGAAGAGAACUGUAUAUGAUGUGAACAUUAAUCGCUCACCUAGCUCUUACCUGCGGAAUCCUGCCGAGGAGCGGGCACAGUACGACCACGAUACGGACAAGCAGCUGACCCAAUUGAGAUUUAUGGAUAUGGAGAACAACCUGCUGGGUGCCUUUAAUUGGUACGCAGUGCAUGCAACCUCAAUGAAUAACACCAACAAACUGGUGACCAGUGACAAUGUGGGCUAUGCUGCUCUGCUCCUGGAGAAGGAAUACAAUCCCAAUAAGAUGCCUGGCAAAGGAAAGUUUGUGGGUGCCUUCUGUUCCUCCAAUCUGGGAGAUGUGUCACCCAAUAUAAUGGGUCCCAAGUGCUCGAUUUCUGGAAAUGAAUGUGAUUUGCUCUCUUCCCGCUGCCCUGCUGGCGAGGGUGAAUGCUUUGCCUCCGGUCCCGGCAAAGAUAUGUUUGAGAGCACCCAGAUCCUGGGCAAUAGGCUGGCUGAUGCCGCCUUGGGAUUGAUCAACGGGCGUCCAGCUGAUCCUGAUGACAAAAACUAUUUGAAUCGGGAGGUAACCGGCGACGUGCGAUUUAUCCAUCAGUUUGUGGAUAUGCCCAACUAUAAUGGCAGCACCUACAAUCCGCUGAGCAGGAAGAUCGAUAAAGUCCGAGGCUGUCAGCCUGCCAUGGGUUACAGCUUUGCAGCGGGAACCACCGAUGGUCCUGGUGCCUUCAGCUUCGAGCAGGGAACAACCACGGAUAAUGCCAUGUGGAACUUUGUGCGUGACUUUAUAGCGGCGCCUUCGCAGGAGGACAUUGCAUGCCAUGCGCCAAAGCCUAUCCUCCUGGCCACCGGAAGGGCUACUUUCCCCUAUGAAUGGCAGCCCAAGAUCGUCUCCGAUCAGCUUCUGAAAAUCGGUGAUGUGAUUAUUGCCGCUGUGCCCUGUGAAUUUACCACAAUGGCUGGUCGUCGGUUGCGUAAUCAGAUUGGAGCAGCUGCCUCUGCCACGGGAACUGACACCGAAGUGAUCAUUGCCGGUUUGACCAACAUCUACACCAGUUAUACGGUGACUCCGGAGGAAUACCAGGCUCAGCGUUACGAGGCAGCAUCCACGAUCUUUGGACCUCACACUCACUCCAUCUACAUGGAUGUCUUUGAGCGUCUUACCAAGGCCAUGAUGAAUAACCAGACUGUGGAACCUGGUCCAAGUCCGCCAUAUAUGAAUGAUGUUAUGCUAUCGCUUAAUACUGGAGUGCUCUUCGAUGGACAUCCCAUCAACACGGACUUUGGUUAUGUCAAGUCACAACCCAACAAAGAGUAUGGCAUUAAUGAUACCGUCAAGGUUACCUACAUCUCGGGAAAUCCCCGGAAUAACCUCUUCACCGAGAAGACCUACUUCACCGUCGAGCGCAAGAUCAAUGAGGAUCGAUGGAAGGUGGCCUAUACGGACGCCAGUUGGGAGACCAAAAUGAUCUGGCAUCGCACUAACACAAUUCUGGGCUUCAGCGAGCUGGACAUUUACUGGAACAUUAGUCCGCAGACACUUCCUGGGGAGUAUCGCAUCCGGCACUCGGGCGAAUACAAGUAUAUCCUGGGCGGAAAGUAUCCCUAUGAGGGCUUAACGCACUCCUUCACAGUCAAAGAGGAUUAGGAGCUGUCCUAUAGAUAUUCCUGACCUGACAUUUGUUGGGCUCAUCAGAAAAAAAUGAACACUGAAUCCAUGUAUUUAUUUACCAUUUGUAAGUGACGAAAGGAAAAGCUUUAUUUUUGCAGACGCGAAUAAAAAAAGAUGCCAAAUUUUGUUAACACUAAA